AUGCCCAAACACUCGUUCACGUUCAAGCACCUCCUUGGCGAGUCGUCCACAACACCACAUGCAAGGAGAGAGGACACGCGCGAACGCAGCGUCAAUGACCUCCUGACCUCGUCACGACAGGCAGGGCCCAGCGUGCCCCGUGACCGCCCUCCCCAUUUGGCCACCACCGUUGCCUGGACACCUGCGCCUGAAGGUGUUGCCGAUUUGGAUAGAGCAAGCGUGCAUCCAGCAGAGCUCCUCCGUCGAGAACAGGUUGCGCACGCGCAAGCCGCCCGGUCUGUCGCUGGACCCGCCCCACCGCGAUCCUGGCGGCCCGCAACCGCAGACAAGAAGGAGGAGAUGGCUGCUGCGACACCCAACAAGGUGGUAACACCAGAACUGUUACGAGAAGCAGCGGCGCAGCUUGACACUGCACGACGCCAGGGGCUGCCUCCGUCCUCACGCGGCGCAUCAUCGCUGGUAGACGCAUGCGUAUCCGUCAUCCUCCGCUCGAUGCGCGACUCGACCGUGGUAGACGAAGAAGACGGGCAAGUGGUGACCAUGGGCGACGCCAUGCUCGCUGGCGCGUGCCAGCUGGAUAUCCGCCUACGAGGCCGUGUCCUGCGUGACUCGGCCCUCCUGCUGCCAGACGACAGCAACCGGCUGGGCGACAAGCACGUUCGCGCAUUGCUGGAUUACGACCGACGACCGAAAUCAUCGGCCACUGGACAAGACCAAGAUUGGGACUGGGACUGGGAUGCCGAGCAAGGUGGCAGCGAGACGCUGCACACGUUGAGCUUGACGUGUCAUCCCAACCCGGUCCCGCUGCUCCGCGACGUGCCCCGGUUCAGCGCUCUGACGCUCACGACGCUGAACCUGGCGUUCUCGACGUUACCGGCCGACUUGGACCGGCUCGUCAACGUCCUCCCUGCGGGGCUGAGGUCUUUGGGUCUGGCAGGGGCACAGCUGCCGAAAGAAAUGCCCAACGGGUAUCUCAGCUGGGUGCUGGGUUUGGGCAACUUGGCACGCAAAAUGCUCGUUCUUCAGACUCUGGACAUAUCCUACCUCCCCAUCCCCGUCGACCCCAUCAUCCUCAUCCUCGUGGGUGCGCUCCCACAGGCACCCCAUAAGCCCAGCACCGACACGCACCUGCCUUCCCUCCGCCUCCUCUGCAUGCGCGGCACAGUGGUUGGAGAAGGGAGGGACGCACUCAAGAGACACCUCAAGGACACGAUAAAUGGCGGAGGGAGGCGGCACUGGGUGGAAGUGUUGUUUGAGUAG
This is a messenger RNA of Apiotrichum porosum, 1260 nucleotides long. RefSeq lists its product as uncharacterized. The record is from RefSeq and is a predicted model, not a curated record. Bases 1 to 1260 code for a protein of 419 amino acids. The transcript has 3 exons. NCBI's taxonomy places the organism in Eukaryota, Fungi, Basidiomycota, Tremellomycetes, Trichosporonales, Trichosporonaceae.